GGGCUGCAGGUCGGCCUCAGGAACCAAUCACCAAGGCGGCAAUGGGGCUCCGCCGCUCGCCUAUCGCCGACCCAGUCCAGAGCGGAUCUCGUCCAUGAUUGAUAUCUCCAUCCCGACCAUCAUCUCCCCCUCCUCCUCCACCAGUUCCUCCUUCAUUUCAUCAUGGCUGCUGAUCUUCUGGUUCCUGAAACGCGAGUUCUCGCGGUAGCCAGCCAUGUCGUCUACGGAUAUGUUGGAAAUAAAAUGGCCAGCGUGGCCAUGCAGCUGUUGGGCUGCGAUGUUGCUGCGUUGAACACCGUCCAUUUCAGCAACCACACGGGUUACAGGCAAUUCAAGGGAACGAGAGCAACGGCUGAAGAAAUUACUGCGCUCUAUGAGGGCCUGACCCAAAGCCACCUCACUGACUUCGAUGUCAUGCUGUCUGGCUACGCCCCCAGCGCUGCGGCGGUGGAGGCAGUCGGGGUUAUCGGGAUGGAUCUCCAGCGCAACGCAGAGAAGAACCCAGGCUCUUUCUUCUGGGUUCUGGACCCGGUUAUGGGUGAUCAAGGCCGACUAUACGUGAAUGACGACGUCGUCCCAGCAUACAAGAAGAUGAUUCACCACGCAGACUUGAUCUUACCAAACCAAUUUGAAGCCGAAGUCCUGUCUGGAGUCAGGAUUACUUCUCUCAGCACCCUGGCAGAGGCUAUCACCGCCAUACACGCUAUUUACAAGGUUCCCCACGUUAUCAUCACAUCCGUUCAAAUCUCCAACCUCUCUCCAUCAUCCUCUGCAACCGCUGCGCCCCCCGCAAACACCCUCACCGUCAUCGGCUCAACCACCCGCUCCGACGGCUCCCCGCGUCUUUUCCGCGUCGACGUCCCCGCGUUAGACUGCUACUUCAGCGGGACGGGGGACAUGUUCGCCGCCUUGACGGUAGCGCGGCUCCGCGAGGCCGUCUUCGCCGCCGACCCUGCCCUCCGCACCACCAAGUCCUGGGUAUCCCCGGAUGACGUCCCCGCUACAGCACUGCCAUUGGCGCAGUCUACCGUCAAGGUCCUCGCCAGCAUGCACUGCAUUCUUGAGAAAACCAUGGAGGCGCGCAACGCAGAGCUACAGGCAGCGGUCAUCUCAAACGGGGAGGUUCUCAGCGAGGAAGAGCGGAAGAAAGAGGAACAUCUGCGCGAGAGCAAAGCCGCGGAGGUGCGAGUCGUGCGUCACGUCCAAUUCCUGCGCGAACCGACGGUGGAAUUCCCGGCCCAGGAAUGGAACAAAGAAGAUCUACCGGCACAAUUCCGAUGAAAAAGAUUUUUCUCUUGAUUCUAGACCAUGGAGUCUUGCAUAGAUCAUAGACGGAUAGGAUAGCGGUUAGCUUUGAUGCGGGCGGAACUCGUGUUUUGUAGACAGUAGAUAUUUGUCUUCUGGACUGGAUGAUAGAUGAAGACCAUGAGGAUAUAAACAAAAUGUAAAACAU
Messenger RNA from Aspergillus homomorphus CBS 101889, 1453 nucleotides. Its product is annotated as pyridoxal kinase. The record is from RefSeq and is a predicted model, not a curated record. The transcript is spliced from 6 exons. Gene Ontology annotation, cellular component: cytosol. Gene Ontology annotation, biological process: pyridoxal 5'-phosphate salvage. Gene Ontology annotation, molecular function: pyridoxal kinase activity. NCBI's taxonomy places the organism in Eukaryota, Fungi, Ascomycota, Eurotiomycetes, Eurotiales, Aspergillaceae. Bases 163 to 1281 code for a protein of 372 amino acids.